ACAAAUUUCAGCAGAGAAGAUGAUGAUGAUGAUGAUGAUGAUGAUGAUGAUGAUGAUGAUGAUGAGGCCCCUCCCUACAAGAUGAAGAUCAAAGUUCUGUUGAGGAGCGUUGCUCCUCUGGAAUCUCAGACACGAUGAAUGGAUGAUCCUCAGCUUAGCCUAAAACAUUUCUAAUUCUGACGUCUUCUCUCUGAUUUCAUUUUAUGGGAUUUUCUCUAAAACAAAAUUUCUAUUCCCUCCAUCCGCUCCUUAUUACUGUAGAUAUUAAUGUCUAGUUUAAAGCUGUAACAGGUGGGAAACAGUGCAGCUGAACUUCAGUAGAAAGUGUAAAAACGGCGCUCUGCUGCCAUCAUGUGGCACAGAGGAGGAGUUGCAUCUUCACUCCUUUCCCUCUGUGUUGCUGGCAUUGCCAUGGCAACAGCCUUUGUUGCCCAGGUGAGCCCUGCUGAAGGGAGACAACAGAGCAGAGGAGACGUGUGAGGACAGACGGCAGUUAAAGAUGAACAGCUUGUUUUCCAGGAUGUCCAGAUGCAAGCCAUGGAGCUGGUUCUGAACAACUCAGAGAAACACCUGGGGGAGCUGUGCUCCAUCUUGGCCUCCUACACCAGGAAGACAGCCAAGCUCAGGGACAAGGUGGACAUGUUGGUGUCUGCACUCUUUGACUUCUCCCGUUCAGAGGAUCCAGAGUUUCAGGUCGGCCUCAACAACCUGGCAGAAGAUCUGGCAAUGGUUCAGGAUUACCGGCACGCUCAGGUAGAGAGACUAGAGACAAGAGUCGUUUCUCCUCUUAAAGCCUAUGGAGACAUAUUCAAACAUAAAAGGACGGAGCUGAAGAAGUUCAGCGCCGACCUGAACAGAGAGCAGAAGGAGGUACAGAAACUGGAAAAACUCCGUCUGAGGAACCCUGCAGACCGGCAAAGACUCGCUCAGGCAGAGGUUGAUGCUCAGAGGGCUUCCACCAACGCCCAGCAAAGCAUCAAGCACUUCGAGGAGACCAUGACCCAUUUCCAGAGGCAGAAACUGGAAGAUGUUAAAGUCUGGAUCUGUUCACAUAUCGCCGAGCAGAUACUGCUUCCUUCUUUAAACCCCCUUUGUUCUUUCUCUUUGCAGAACAUUUUCAGAGAGUUCCUCACAGUUGAGAUGCUCUUUCAUGCUAAAGCAUUGGAGGUCUUCUCCCACACGUACCAAAACAUGGAGGCCAUGAAUGCAGAGAAGGACCUGGAGCUCUUCACUGGCAGAAUUAGGAUGCUUGACUCCCAGAUGUGGCCUCUAGAACGCUCCAUCAGCAGCCGCUCGCCUCCCCCAACAGCCCAUUACUCCAGCCUUCCUCUGGGCUCCUGGAGGGGCCGGGCCCUGGACUCCCCAGAGACCUCUGACCACAGCCGCAGACAGCAGCCCAGUCAGCACCAUGGAUCAGUGAGCACACCUCACAUCAACCCAAAACGCCAUGGAGGCAUGGAGGAGGAGGAGCUAGCACAGGAAGAGGAUGAAGAUGAAGAAGAGGAAGAUGAAGAGGAGGAAUCUGGAGCAGAGAUGGAAGGGGAUGAGAACAUCAGGAGGUCCUAUGCUUCGCAGUAUGCCCAAUCAGCCAAGAGGUGAAGCAUCGGCUUUUAACAGGGGCACUGCCCCGUUGUGGAUCUGCGGUGCCUGGGUAUGCCUGGGGCACUGAUUUUUUUAUUGAUUUAUUUAAUUAUGCCUUUUAAAAAAUGAAUGGGGAAAUCUACAGAAUGUAUGUUUACAUUUUUUUUCUUAAAAUAGUCCUAUAGACUACCACUGUAGUUAGAAUUUAAAUCUGACAUAUGCAGAAGGAGUAAUCAGAAUCCACUUCCAGUAACGGCCACUCUGAGCAUGCAGCAGCCCCAGAGUUGCCUUUAACACAGAGCCAGGAGUUUGUCAUAUCUUAUCAUAAAGAAACACAGUGGUCCUAGUAAAGAAUCACUGAUUAUAACAUUGAUUGUACAACCUAACUGAUAACCAGGUGGGAAACAAAUGAGGCAAGAGAAAAAUCCUCAGGAUAGAUUAGAAGUGAGCGAUGGAUGCAGAAACUAAGCCAUGUAAUGCCAGGUCCGCUCUGGCUCCAACUGUAAGAUCCGCAGUACAGAUGGAUGAGCUGCCAGGCCUCACCAGCUCAACAGACACUCCUCCAGCCGGGUGAGCGCUCCCACCGCUGAGAGGAGAAAGAGGAGAAACGGCAGCAAGUUUAUAAUUAAUGCUGAUUACCGUUCAAUACAGAAAACAAUGUAUGAAUCCCGUUGGGCAGAAAUUUAAUUAAGAUCAUAAUUAUGAGGAGCAGAAUGGGGCAAGACAGCCUUCACCAUCCGCCAUCAUGUCGGUUGGUUUGGAGAACUCUCCAAAUUAAGCCAGUCACAGCUGAUCGACAGCUUCGCUAAAACGUAGCCGAGACGCUAACUCCAGCUUUCCCAUCUUUCUGGCCAUGAUAUACACCAUCAUAGGAUCAUCACCAUCACACCGUCAUAGGAUCUUCACCAUCAGAACCGUCAUAGGAUCAUCACCAUCACACCGUCAUAGGACCAUGUCUUUUGUUUGUUGUUUUCUUUUACAGUUGCACAUUUCAAGUUUUCAGGUUCAUGUUUGCUGACAGAUAUUUAUGGAGAUAAAUUGUGCUUUCAUCAGUAGUUGAUUACAUACAGUUAAGUUCACAAGUGGGUCAAUUCAAUUCAGUUUGGUUCAGGUAGAUAUUUAAUGAUGCAGAAAAUAAUCUGAUUGUACAAUAAAUUUAUGACGCUUUAUAAUAAUAAAUAGGUGCUUUAAAGUAUUUCCUUGCAUGCUUGCAUUAAUGAUCUGAGCCAAUGCUUUUUUUAAAUAAAUAAUUUCCCAAAAAAAUGUUUUGCCCAAGCGCCUUGCGUGCCCGCAUUUUUUUUUUUGGUGCCCUAUUGUGCCGCUGUAUAGUAUUGACGCCCCUGAGGUGAAGUAAGCGUCCUGAACAGAGGGGAAACAUCUUUCUAGGGCAGCAGCUCAGUUCCAGUCUGCCCUUGUUUUGUUCUCCAUCACGCACACAGCCUCAUAUAAAAUAUGUCUGCCUCAUCUUAGCUGGAUUUAGAUAUUAGGCAGAAAACUUUUAAUGCCCUUUAGAUUCUGCUGAAUCCUAUACCAUCCUAACGUUGGAACUGCUGUCUGCUACAUCUACUGAGCUAGACCUGUUUCCACUGUUAUACUGCCACAUAGCUCUGAGAAUUUAGAAUAGCAUCUUGCUUCAGUAGUUGGUGUAACUCUGUUAUCAUGAGCAGAUGAUAUGGAAUAUUAUACAAUAAAAUUUUAACAAAGUCCCAACUUCCUGUUUCUGUAAUGCGAACUUUGUGAACCUCUGCAUGGCUCCACACUGCAUUUCUGAAGAACUUUAACGGUCCUCUGCCGACAAAGUCUCCUAUUAGAUGUCUCUGUUUUUCUACCGUUAGGCUACUACUGUU
This is a messenger RNA of Cyprinodon tularosa, 3428 nucleotides long. Its product is annotated as CBY1-interacting BAR domain-containing protein 2-like. The record is from RefSeq and is a predicted model, not a curated record. Lineage: Eukaryota; Metazoa; Chordata; Actinopteri; Cyprinodontiformes; Cyprinodontidae. Bases 529 to 1599 code for a protein of 356 amino acids. The transcript is spliced from 8 exons. Gene Ontology annotation, biological process: cilium assembly. Gene Ontology annotation, cellular component: ciliary basal body; ciliary transition zone.